AUGGGAACCCAGGAACCUCAGUCUGCAAGAACGUGUCAACUCGGGCAACCUGGUCCGACGACCCCCUGGUAUCGCCCCUACGGUCACGGGGGUGGACUCUCCCUCGCUAUCGGAGUGUAUAUACAGGUUGCCAGUCAGUGUCUGGCUCUACUCGGUCAGCUAAGGUUUAUCAUGUUGCUGUUGGUCGUAGCUCUCAUCGUUCCUGCCCUGGGGGCCCGCCCAGGAUUCACAGACACCGGCACUAUAGAGUGGAGGGACUGUGGUGUUGGCGACUCCUGGGUUUCCGUGAAGCAGUUCGACAUCACCCCCACCCCCAUCAAGCUUCCCGGAGAUAUGACCGUGACCCUUGAUGGAACAAUCAACCACGAUCUCAGUGACCAGGUCACACUGGACGUUCUCAUUGAGAAGAACCUGCUCGGGCUUUUCACCAGGGUGGGCUGCAUUAAAGAUGUCGGCACAUGCCACUACACCGAUCCCUGUCACUUCCUGGACACCUUCAAAAAUCGGGGCACCUGUCCGCCCCAGCUGACUGCCAACGGCCUCCCCUGCACCUGCCCCUUCAGCCCCAUGAAGCUCCACCUGCCCCCAUCCAAGUUCACCGUCACUAGCAUCGGGGAUUUCUGGAAGCUUAUUUUAGAUGAUGGCGAGUUACACGUAAAGAUCACCAUGAACGACAAGCGCACUAACCAACUUCGUGGCUGUGUGGAAGCCUACCUUGAUACCGUUGUGUAAAUACCAGGUCCUGACCUGAGUGAAGUUACGUGUCUAUUUGAUGGUUGAAAGUAAGACAAAUAAAUU
Haliotis rufescens (red abalone) is the source of this 798-nucleotide messenger RNA. RefSeq names its product ganglioside GM2 activator-like. The coding region runs from base 1 to 732 and encodes 243 amino acids. The record is from RefSeq and is a predicted model, not a curated record. Gene Ontology annotation, molecular function: lipid carrier activity; enzyme activator activity. NCBI's taxonomy places the organism in Eukaryota, Metazoa, Mollusca, Gastropoda, Lepetellida, Haliotidae. The transcript has 5 exons. Gene Ontology annotation, cellular component: cytoplasmic side of plasma membrane. Gene Ontology annotation, biological process: lipid transport; ganglioside catabolic process.